GGCCCGCCCCCUUCCCGCCAGACUCAAAAAUGGCCGCCGCCCUCAGGCGCCGUUUGGUGUAGUUACAAAAGUGGUUUGUUGUCUUGCCGCUCCGGUUGCUCGCUGUGGGGCCAUGGAUGGUCCCCAGGUGGGGAGCGCCCUGCAGCCGGCCCUGCACCUGCCCUUUUUGCCGCGACACCUCUACCGAGCGGCGUCUUCCAAUGAGCGCAGGUUAAACUUCUGGAGGAGCAAGGAGUUGUGUUUGAAUUACAUCCAGGAUGCGCUGCUGCAGAAGCAGUGGAAGAGAGCUGCGGAGUUCCUGACCUCCUACAUCGAGUCACUGGAGAAAGACUUCUCUACAGAAUACAUGGGGCCGUCAGAGGUGAUUUGGAGAAUAGGAACAGAAAUUCUGUGUAAUCAUUCCCCCAGGAACAUAAGAGAAUUCAACUCUUUCAUAGAACAGAUGAAAACUUUAGGAGUAAAAAGGUAUUUGAAGGUUUGUUUAGAGCACGCCUUUCACCUCCUUUGUAAUGGACGGAUAGACGAAGCCUACCAAAACCUGUUGCUGGCAGAGAGUUGGAGGUUUGGAGAACGAACAGUUGCUCAGGAUAAAGAAAUGAAGCUGAUUCAGGCUUACAGAGGACUGCUGGACUACUAUACCUGGUCCAAUCAGAAGAACAUACUGUUAGAAUAUGAGAAGGAUGGAGUUGAAGACUUGUCUGUUGAACAGGAAAUGCACGGCUCCUUUCGGAAGGCAGCAGUGAACUUAAAGGAGAUCAUUAAAGUACCUGGAGUCUGGGAUCUCUUUGUGAAACCCUAUGUGGAUCUGUUGGAAUUCUAUGGAGACCACCAAGAAGCUCGUGAAGUAUUAACGGAUUAUGCUUACAACUCAAAGUUUCCUGCAAAUCCCAAUGCUCAUGUUUACCUCUAUCAGUUCUUAAAGAGACAUGGUGCACCAAAGAAAUCACUGAUAUCUGCACUCAAGAUCUUGCAUGAUAUUGUUCCCUGUCAUGAACUAAUGAUACAUUUUAAUACUAUGCUUCAAAAAUCAAAGAAACGAAAAAGACGUCGACUGGGGCUAGAAGUUAUCUUUGCAGUCUUGGAUUAUGCUGGCUGGAAGAAAAAUGUAAAAGCAUGGAGUUGCUUGGCAAGACAGGUGAAACAAAUUGUAAUUUCUGAGAAGCAUCUUGACUGGAUUAAGCAGGAGUGGAGCUCCAGGAAGGACUGGUGGCCAGCCUUCCAUUUUAGCCGCUACUUAGCAAAGAGCAAUUGGCAGGAAAAUGAAAGCCUUUCGUAUGAAAAAGCUCUGGUGGCUGGAGUUCUUCUAGGAAAGGGCAAUGUCCUAGGGCACCCUCAAUGUCUGGAUUAUGGGCCACCUUUCCAGCCUCCUUUCCACCUGGAGUUCUGCUCUGCCUAUGAAAACUUUGGCUGCUGUGACCGGGAGAGAGACAAUAGCAUUGCAGCAAAAUACCAUGAGAUCCUGGAUUAUAUUGAUCCUCGGGGGCAUAAGCUGUGUGGAACAUAUAUCAAAGAUAUUCUCUGUCAGGAAUGUUCUCCGUAUGCUGCACAUCUCUAUGAUGCUGAAAACCCCAGGACGCCUCUCAGAAAGCUUCCAGGACUUUGUUUCGACUACUGCUCUGAGUUUCAUUUCAGUUGCCGCUCUGCCAUCAGCUUGCUCACCAGUGAUAAGCACAUUCAAGAAUGCUGUGAGACCAAUAAGACUCGCUUCUGCAACCUCCUUCGCCUGCAUGACGAGGACUAUUGCUUCCCCAACGUGCUGAGGAACACGGCCCUCAACCGCAACCUGGGCUCAGUGGUGGAGGACCGCAGGGGCUGCCUCCAGCUCUGCCUUACCGAGGUUGCCAAUGGCCUGAGGAACCCGGUCCUCAUGCUGCAUGCCAACGACCAGACCCACCGUAUGUUUGUAGCUGAGCAGGUGGGCAUCAUCUGGGUCUACCUACCUGAUGGCAGCCGGCUGGAGGAGCCAUUUUUGGAUAUUAAAAGUAUCGUGCUGGCAACGCCGUGGAUAGGGGAUGAAAGAGGCUUUUUGGGGAUGGCUUUCCACCCCAACUACAAGAACAAUGGGAAAUUUUACAUCUAUUAUUCAUAUAUGGAUAAGAAGCAAGUGGAAAAGAUCAGAAUCAGUGAAUUGAAGGUUUUGGCCUCUGAUGCCAACAGAGCAGAUCCACACUCAGAAAGGAAUCUUUUGGAACUUGAAGAACCAGCUGCAAAUCAUAAUGGUGGGCAACUGCUCUUUGGUGUGGAUGGCUAUCUGUAUCUAUUCAUAGGGGAUGGAGGGAAAGCUGGAGACCCUUUUGGGAAAUUUGGGAAUGCUCAGAACAAGAGUGUUUUGCUGGGGAAAGUCUUGAGGAUUGAUGUGGAUGGAAGAGGUCCUGAUGGCAAGCCAUAUCGCAUCCCUCCUGAUAACCCUUUUGUGUCUGAUCUCAAGGCUCGCCCUGAGGUUUAUGCUUAUGGGGUCAGGAAUAUGUGGCGCUGUGCGGUUGACCGGGGGGAUCCUGUCACAAAAAAGGGAAGAGGGAGGAUAUUCUGUGGAGACGUUGGACAGAACAGGUUUGAAGAAGUGGACAUAAUUGUUAAAGGAGGAAACUAUGGCUGGAGAGCAAAAGAGGGAUUUGAAUGCUAUGACACAAAGCUUUGCCAUAAUUCCUCCUUGGAUGAUAUUCUUCCAAUAUUUGCUUAUGGCCGCAAUGUGGGCAAGUCUGUCACUGGAGGUUAUGUGUACAGAGGAUGUGAAUCGCCCAACCUGAAUGGCCUCUAUAUCUUCGGUGAUUUCAUGAAUGGUCGACUUAUGGCUUUACGGGAAGAUGAGAAGACAAACAGGUGGAAGAAGCAAGAUAUCUGCAUUGGCAGCACAAAAGCUUGUGCUUUCCCUGGGAUGAUCAGAUCUUACAGUAAAUUCAUCAUCUCAUUUGCUGAGGAUGAAGCAGGUGAGCUGUAUUUUAUGUCCACUUCUUAUCCCAGUGCCUAUGCGCCACAUGGAUCUCUUUACAAGUUUGUUGAUCCUGCAAGGCGAGCUCCACCAGGGAAAUGUAAAUACAAGCCCGUAACAGUGAAAACAAAGAGCAAACGGAUCGCAUUUGUUCCACGUGCAAAGACUGUCCUUGAGUUCCUUAAUGAACCUUCACCAACCAAGCCCCCCAAAAGGUCUUCCAGCCCCCCUGGAGCUACCCCAACAGCUUCUUCUAAGAAAUCUAAAAAGAUGGCAUCCUCCAAGACAAAAGCAUCGACAGUGAAACCAGCUCUGUCCAAUAAAAAGACACUGAAAACCAAGGCUGAUGGUGAACACAAGGCAAAGCAGAAACAGCAGAAGGUUGCAAGGGUCCCCAGAACAACACCAGCACCAUCUCUGCCGAAAAGGAAGAGCUCCCAGCUAACUGAAGCCAAGAAGCUUCUGCCAAAGAAAGCUGCACAAGCUAAGGGAGAAGUGGGAAGGAGAAGGAAGGAGAGUAGAUGAAGCAGCAGCUUUUGAACCUCACGGCAAUCCCUCAAACAAGCAAGUUACAUGUAAGGUGGUGGAACAAAUGCUCUGAAUCCACUCUUUCCUUUGGUUCCUCACUGUUGCUCUCCUUCCUUUCUGUCAGUGUUAGCGGUCUGUAUGUGUUCUAUUAAACCUUAAUGGCAUUAAACCUUAA
Tympanuchus pallidicinctus (lesser prairie-chicken) is the source of this 3632-nucleotide messenger RNA. RefSeq names its product HHIP like 2 (gene HHIPL2). Gene Ontology annotation, cellular component: RNA polymerase I transcription regulator complex. The record is from RefSeq and is a predicted model, not a curated record. Bases 113 to 3454 code for a protein of 1113 amino acids. Lineage: Eukaryota; Metazoa; Chordata; Aves; Galliformes; Phasianidae. The transcript has 18 exons. Gene Ontology annotation, biological process: transcription by RNA polymerase I.